AUGGAGAUCCAGGACGGAGCAGAGCUCUGUUUUCCUGAACUCCUCAACUCCUCCUGCAGGAAGUCGACACCUCACCGGUUUGAAGUUGUGCUUCUGAACAUUGUGCUGUCGUCCAUGUCUGUCCUCACUGUUGUUCUCAACCUGCUCGUCAUCAUCUCAGUCUCCCACUUCAGGCAACUCCACACACCCACUAACAUCCUCCUGCUCUCUCUAGCUGUCUCAGACUUUCUUGUGGGCUUCGUGUUGCUGCCAGGAGAAAUAUACCAACAAACACAAUGUUGGUUUCUUGGGGACCUUAUGUGUUCUCUCUACUAUUAUGUGGUCUACAUUGUUUUCAGUACUUCAGUAGGAAACAUGGUGCUUAUAUCAGCUGACCGAUAUGUGGCUAUUAUUCACCCACUGCAUUAUACCACCAGAAUCACUGUGACAAAAUCCAAAUUCUGUGUUUUUUUGUGUUGCCUUUGUUCAGUUUUCUACAGUAGUGUUGUUUUUAAAGAUGCCUUGAUUCAACCAGGCAUACAAAAUUCCUGCUAUGGAGAAUGUAUAGUAGUUGUCAGCUACAUUGCAGAAGUUGUUGACCUUGUUUUAAACUUUAUUGCUCCAGUUACAGCCAUUGUACUUCUAUAUAUGAGAGUGUUUGUGGUGGCUGUGUCUCAGGCUCAUGCCAUGCGCUCUCACACUGCAGCUUUGCCAACCAGCAUUACUGAUUAA
Molecule: messenger RNA, 711 nt
Organism: Stegastes partitus (bicolor damselfish)
Lineage: Eukaryota; Metazoa; Chordata; Actinopteri; Pomacentridae
Product: trace amine-associated receptor 8a-like
Exons: 3
Coding region: 1-711 (236 amino acids)
Biological process (GO): G protein-coupled receptor signaling pathway
Cellular component (GO): membrane
Molecular function (GO): trace-amine receptor activity
Source: RefSeq, a predicted model, not a curated record